This is a messenger RNA of Pogona vitticeps (central bearded dragon), 8126 nucleotides long. It is a transcript of the gene XIRP1, whose product is annotated as xin actin binding repeat containing 1. Gene Ontology annotation, biological process: actin filament organization; actin cytoskeleton organization. Gene Ontology annotation, molecular function: actin filament binding. Gene Ontology annotation, cellular component: stress fiber; focal adhesion. The record is from RefSeq and is a predicted model, not a curated record. NCBI's taxonomy places the organism in Eukaryota, Metazoa, Chordata, Lepidosauria, Squamata, Agamidae.
UCGCUGAUCACCCCAGUGGCCUGACGGAACUAAAUUUCGUACACAAGAUCUCUUCAAAUUCUCUUGAUAACCAGAAAGCAAACCAGAGAUGGCAGAGUCUCGGAAUGGCAUGGCUCCUAGAACCAACCCCAAGAAGGCUGAUGAGUUGCCACUACCCCCUCCUCCUCCUCCUCCCCCUCAAGAGGCUACUCCAGCCCCGAUUCCUGGACCUCAGGAUUCAAACCCAGUGCCUCUCCCUCCACCAAAGGAAUCCUUCUCCAAGUUCUAUCAACAGCGCCAGGUGAAUGAACUGAAGCGGCUUUACCGUCACAUGCAUCCCGAACUCCGGAAAAAUUUGGAAGAGGCUGUAACAGAGGAUCUGGCGGAGGUGCUCAGCGCAGAGGACCCCGGUGCGCAGGCUUCAGGGAAUCAAGACACAGUGGUUCCCGGGGAGGUUCAGUCCAUGCGCUGGAUCUUUGAGAACUGGAACCUAGACUCCAUUGGAGAACGGCAGGCCACCAAGAAGCUGACCGAGGAGGAAGCCAUCCCAAGUGGAGAUGUGAAGACCAGGUCCAUGAGGUUUGAAGGCCAGCUGCCCAAUGGAGAGAAGGCACACACUCCAGUGACCGCAUCCAAGACAGAACAAGCCAAAGGGGACGUACACACCGCUCGCUGGCUGUUCGAAACCCAGCCACUAGAUUCUUUGAACAAAAUUUACUUGGAUGAGACCGAUUUGCAAGAAGCGGUCCUCAAAGAGCCGGUCCAGAAAGGAGAUGUGAAAGGAGCCGCUCAACUUUUUGAAACUUACUCUUUAGAUGCCUUGGGCCGCUGUAGUUCAGUGGAAGAGCAGAGCAUCCUUCAACUGAAGUCGGAAAUCCAGGAGCUCAAGGGUGAUGUCAAGAAAACCAUCAAACUCUUCCAAACGGAACCCCUCUGCGCCAUCCGGGACAAAAACGGGAACAUGCAUGAGAUCAAAUCUGUGUGCAGAGAAGAAAUACAGAGCAAUGCCGUGAAGACAGCUCGCUGGCUUUUUGAGACCCAACCCUUGGACACCAUCAACAAGGACCCGUCCAAAGUGCAAGUCAUUCGAGGGAUAUCACUAGAGGAGGUGGCGAAAGGCAAUGUCAGUGGAGCGAAAUGGCUAUUUGAGACUCAGCCUCUAGACGCCAUCCGAGAACUGACUGUAGAAGAAGCAGACUUCAAGGCUUCUCCCGAUCUUAUCCAAGGGGCGGAUGUUAGCAAGCAAUGCCAGCUCUUUGAGACACACCCUCUCGACAGUCUGAAAGGGGAAGCUUCUGCCGACGUCCCGGUCAAAGAAGAAGUUAUCAAAGGAGACGUGAGAUCCACUCUCUGGUUGUUCGAAACUCAACCCAUGGAAACGCUGAAGGAUAAUUUUGAAGUUGGCCAUUUGAAGAAGGUAGAACUGGCCGAGGAUGAGAAAGGAGCUGUGAAGCAAACUAAAUAUGUCUUUGAAACCUGCCCACUGGACAGCAUUGCCAAAUCCCCUUCUGAAGAUGUAUUGGCCGUUAACAGACAAGAGGUGGAAAAAGGGGAUGUGAAGGCCUUCAAGAGUCUCUUUGAGACGAUCCCGUUAGACAGCAUUAGACAGGUGAGCACCGAAGAGGCAAUCAAAGAAGUGCAAGAAAUUCUACAUGGGAAUGUCAAAGCCAACCAGUUCCUCUUUGAGACAACGCCGUUGUACGCCAUCAAAGACAGCUUUGGAAAUUUCCACAGAGUCACUUCGGUGAGCCGAGAAGAGGAAGUGAUGGGUGGAGAUGUCAAGAAUUACAAAUGGAUGUUUGAAACCAAACCUCUGGACCAAUUUGACGAGAGCAUUCAAAAAGUGGAUGUCAUAAAGGGAAUCACCAAGCAGGAGGUGGUGGCUGGAGAUGUUAAGACAGCCAAGUGGCUUUUUGAAACUCAGCCGAUAGAUGUCAUCCACAGUCAGAUAAACCCAACCGAACAGAAUGACUUUGAGAAAGGAGGUGUUUCCCUUGGGGGUGAUGUGAAGACCUGCCGGUGGUUGUUCGAGACACAGCCGAUGGACGCUUUGUAUGAGAAAGAUGGGAAGAAGCAGGAGAAGGAAGAGCCUGUGCCACACAGCGAUGUGAAGACCUGUACCUGGAUGUUUGAGACACAGCCUCUGGAUUCCUUAAAAGGCCAAGAGGAGCAACAUCUGCAGGUCACCAAAGCUUUCUGCCAGAACGAAUUGCAAGGGGUAGAUGUGAAAACAGUCAGGCACCUUUUUGAGACCGAACCCCUCGCCAAUAAUGUCAUUAGUGACCGUGAUUCAAAAAAGGUGGUCAGAUACUCCAGUCAUGUGGAGAUACAGUCUGGAGAAGUAUCAAGGGUGAAGGAGUUCUUUGAAGCCAAACCCUUGGAUUCAUCUCGUAAGCCAAGCACCGCUGUGAAAGAAACAGAUAUUCCAGCUGAUUCGAACAUUGAACAAGGAGCAGUGCACAAAUUCACCUGGCUUUUUGAGAACUGUCCCAUGGAUACCUUGAAGAGCAACGUGGAGGGUAUCCAGGAAGUGCCUCUUGAAAAAGACGUCCAGGGAGGAGACGUUGGAGGCAAAAGAUUUAUUUUUGAAACCUACUCCUUAGGUCAGAUCCAUGACAGAGAGAACGAGAUGCAAAUCAAGAAGAUCCAAGAGGAGACCAUGAACAAAGCUGAUGUCAGAUCUUGCACCAUGCAGUUUGAAACUCAGCCUCUUUAUGCCAUCCAGGACAAAGAGGGGGGAUACCACGAGGUCACAUCUGUGAAGAAGGAAGAAAUCAUGAAAGGCGAUGUGAAGGGUGCCCGGUGGCAAUUUGAGACCAAACCACUGGAUCAGAUCAAGAGAGACGAGGAGGUGUUUGUGAUCAGGGCUGUCACCCAAGAGGAUUUUAAGAAGGGUGACAUCCAAGCGGCCAGGUGGAGAUUCGAAACAGAACCUCUGGAUUCCAUUGCAGAGGAAAAGAAACCUGUGUUGAGGACCAUCGAUGAUGUCCAGAAGGGAGAUGUCCGGUCUAGUAAACAACACUUUGAGUCAGAGCCACUGAGUCAAAAGAAGUAUGUGAGAACAGUCAGUGUUAGUGAUGUUCAGCAAGGCGAUGUAAGGACAUCUACCUGGCUGUUUGAAAACCACCCCAUUGAUUCCCUGAAAGGAGAACCUGAAAGCACCUCCGGCCUUACCACUGUGCAAAGAGAGGAUAUCCAUAAAGGGGAUGUGAAGCGCUCCACUUGGUUGUUUGAGAGUCAGCCCAUGGACAGCCUGAAAGAUGCUGAGGCUUCCGCAAGCACUGAACCCCUCGAGGUGGUUCCUCCAGCCAAAGUGAAGAGCACCACGUGGUUAUUUGAAAGCACGCCUCUGGAUAAACUCAGCGCCACCCAAAAGGGCACAGAAACGGAAGUGAAAGAGAGGACCGUAACGGACACCCUGGAAGCUCUUUCUUCCUAUCAAGUGAUUCAGCACGACGGCAUCUUGAUCGAAAGCCAUGAUACCAAAAGUGUAAAGAUGGCAAAAUAUCAACUGGAUACUCAAAGAAACCCGGAAAUCCAAAAGGAAGAGGUGAUGGGGGGAAAUCUGCAAAGAAUCUUGUUGCACCUACUUCAGAGGACGAACGUGGAGGCACACGGCACGUUGGUCCAGGAGGAGGAGAGCGGGGACCUCAAAAUCAGUUCCGUGCAGCUGCUGGACCCUCGCCAAGCUGAAAAGAGCAACGAGGACUUGAAGGAUGACGUCGUGAAGGCUCUCCAGGAACUUCUUAGUCCAGAUGCUUCAGUCAAGAAAGGAAUAAUCAUGCAGGAGACGGAGAGGGGGUCAGCCAAGAUAACGAUUUACUCGCUCCUUCGUUGUGUUGCUCGAGAGAGCCGGCUGGUGAAGGGCGAUGUAAAAUCCACCAUUGGGAGCCUGCUAGCCUCUUCGCAAGAGCACCGGACAGCGUCGACCAUCAGACGGGAGGACAAUGAAAAAGGCAACGUCCAGCUGUACACCAGCUGCAUCGAGAAGGGAGAUCUUGAUUACCUAAAGAACCUCCAAAGGGAAUCGGAGAUAGAAUCUCUAGCUUCCACCCAAGCCAAAGAGGAGCCCACUAGAAUGGCGCAAGAAGCCCAGCCGCAGGAGGGAAAACGAGUGACAACAACAGCCGAUGUGGUCUUAGGGAGUAGCAAUGGGGCUAAACAUGUGAUCUUGUGCGACAGCAGAGAAGGGGCAUUAGAAAGGGAGGCAGUGCAUGCAAAGGACAAGGUAUCUACUGAAUAUUGCUUUGUGCAAUCCCAACCCUCAGCGGUAGCCAAAGAAAAUGUACUUUCUGGGCACGGCCCAUCGCCUCUCCAGUCCAUGCAAAAAACACAGAAUGGCAGCCAUCGGGUAGUGGCAGAAGAGAAGUUACUCCUGGGGGAGAGGAAGGAGAGAUCAACGGCCAGCAAAGCAGCACAUCGGAAGGAGGUUUCGGGUGAGGCUGUUCCCGGAGGCGAAAGCCAGGGGACAACCCAGCCCCAGACACGAGCCCUCGGCAGUGAUCUUCAAGCUGCAAUGCAGAGUCUCAGAGUGGCCACCGCAGAGGCUCAAACGCUCCAGCACCAGUUCCAGAGCAAGGUGCAGAAGACCUCUGGAGAGGUUCAGUUCCCCACCACCCAGUCCCAGGUGACCUCCGUGCAGGACCACAUCGAUGCCAAGGCCCAGCCAGCUGGCAGCGUCGCCUGCAUCAGAGUACAGGAGUCCUCCAGAUCUGACACCAAGGUGUCUCAGAAGAGCACGGUGUCACACACAAAGGUCAGUGCUUCUGAGGAAGGACAGGGAGGCCCGCUGCCCUCUGCAGCCGGCCAGGAGGGCCAAUUUGUGCCUGGCACAGAUCUUAGUAUUAAGGACGGCCUUUAUACCGGCAAGCCGGUGAAGCCCUAUGUAAACCCGUUCAUUGAGUCCGAUUACAAAGAGCACUCCGUUCCAGAAGAACGAGAGCAAGAUGUUAUAAUCAGAGGGGACGUAAAGACAGCUAUCCAAGCCCUGCAGAGUGCCGCCACAGAACAGAGGCAAGUAGACAAAGAGGACGUGGUCCGCGGCAACUUAGAAGCCACGCUCCAGUCCCUGGAAAAGUCUAACGUUAAUGUCUCCAAAGGAGAUUUUAAAGCGGCUAUGAUAUACAGGAAUGCAGGGCGGUCCUAUGCCAGUGGUAAACAGAAAAACGAGACUCAGUCUGUUAGUAACCAGGCAGCUGGUGUAAUGGCUUCAGGCUCACAGGCUGUUAACGAUUUUCCUCCCCCUCCUCCAGCUUCAGUGAUGGGAACCGGGUGCCCGUUGCCCUCAACCCAAAUGAGAGACGCUGAAGUUCCUGGGGGUUCUGUGCAACCAAACGUUCCUAAAACUCUCCCUCCAGCCCCAGCCAAACCAAGCAGUCAGAGGUCUUUAGAAAAGCCACAGCUUCCCCCGAAGCCCGACGUUAUUCCCCCACCAAGGAAAAAACCAGUUCUACCUCCAAAACCAGACAACCCAAUGAAGGAAGGACCCUCCCACUCCGUGAGCUCCAACGAGGGGCCCUCAGGAAAGGCAACGCCCCAGCUUCCACCUCCUAAAGCUCCAGGCAUGGCGCAGAAGGACCAGCCAAGGACUCUGCCCGUCAUGAACCAAACAAGGACAUCUAGGGGGGAUGAACUGUGGGAGCAAUCAGCAGCUAGGCUGCCUUCAACAGACGGACCUUCUCUCUCAUCUUCAGCUGCCACUCCCGUUCAGGACUUCAGCUGUGAGGGCAAGGCCACGAGGGCUCCCAUCAAGACACCGCUGCAAGCAGCAGAAGCAAAAUAUAAGGCGGGGAAAGAAGAGCAGUGCAAAGGGGAAGGAUCUGACCCCAAGGCUUCAUCGCAGGCAACGAAGAAUGGGUUAGCUGGCUGUGAUGGAGGCAACUGCCCUCCGAAGAAGGAAGUUGAAGGAGUUGUGGAAUCAUGCCAACAAGAAAACACAAAUGUCCUACCUGGUAGGCAGGACUGUUCGCUGCUUCUUGGUUGCCAAACAAGCCUGGCUAACCAGGAAAGUCAGAGGAAGCCAUAUCUCUCUGCAAAAUCCCACGCGAAUAUUCUGAGGAAAGGAGCGACCACGACACACGCUUCAUCAUCAAAGGCGGAAUGUAUCGGUGUACCUGGAGCCUUCGGCUGCAAGGAUCACCAGACAGCAAGACCGAAUAUAGAAGAGGAGAAGUCAGAAGUCACCCUCUCCACAUCUUUUCAAUCAAAGCAGUUCUUUAAAGGGCAUGAAUGUGUGAACAGCAAAGGGUUAGAAGACCCCGGCACGAAAACUGAGCAAAACGCAGAGAAGGAAAAGCCACUGGUGGUCAUGCGGGAGAAACCUUGCAGAGAAACCGAAGAUGAACGUCUCAAGAGACUGUCUGUCCACAAGGAGGAGAUCAUGAAAGGCAACGUUAAGGAAGCCAUGGAGAUAUUUGAGAACCUGAGGAAACAAGAGGCACUCCAAGAAAUUCUAACCCGAGUGAAAGAGUUUGAGGAGGAGACCUCUAAAGUGGAUGUGAAAGCACUGAGAAGUUUGUUUGAGGAUGUCCCGGAUUGGGUUGGGCAUCACAACGUUCACCAAACGAAGCAUCCUAAGUUGGAGAAGCCCGAGCAAAUGAGGGAAGUCAAGGAAGAGACGGACAGCGUUUCCUCUGUGGAGUUAGCUUUCGAAGAUCUAGAGAGAGCCAGUGCUGAAAUCGUUCAUUUAAAGGAGCAGACGCUGAGCAGGCUGAUGGACAUCGAAGAGGCCAUUCGGAAAGCCCUGUGCUCCAUUUCAAGCUUGAAAUCCGAAUCGGACCUCGCCGGGCUCUCAGGACUUCUCAAAGAGUCUCUUGGGAAUCCCCAGAGCCUCACAACGUCCGGCAACAACAUCCGCAAGAUCAGCAUCGUGUCGAGCAAAGCCAAACAAGAGAGGGGGAUCCAGAGCUCAACCUGGGAAGGUGAAACGGUGGUAGAAAAGCAAGAGAUGCCCAGAAUGGAACUAGAGAUUCCUCAUAUCAUUCAGCCCCGUGCAAGUUCUCCUUCCUCCCCUUCCUUCAUCUCCAUUCAGUCCGCGGCCCGGAAAACUGGAGAGUCGCCUCAAAUGGGAUGCUCUCCCGCAUCAACCCCUACUCAGCUGGCAACGGGAAAUGAAAAGUUUGCUCUGGACCUCUUUAGCUCCUUGCCCCAUCAAUCGAUCAGGUCCGAUGGCCGCGGCUUGGUUUUCUGCGACGGAGAGCAGCAGACGGUCCAGAUGAAGAAAGGAGUGAGUUUAAUCAAGCAACAACUUCUUGCCAGUCCCGAGCCUCUCCAGCAACACCUAAGCAGCAACGGGGAUAAAGAACAGCGAGCAUCUCAAAGUUUGGCCCAAGGAGUAGGAACGGACUAUAUGCCCAAAGCAACCCUGAGUGCAUUGAGUCCAUCAAACCCAAGGAGGCAGAAGAGCAUCCUAGAACUUCAGACAAGCCCUGAUGGAUCGAAGCUGUACGGAGCCACCAGAACGGUGACCGAGCAGUAUGAAGAAGUGGAUGAGUUUGGAAACAAGAUCAUCACCUCUUCCACCACCGUCACCAAGCAGUCAGAGACCCAGACUUCCUCCACGUGUGACAUGGUUUCGUGCCCUACCCGAUACGAGGUGACCGCUUCUCCCAUCCUCCGCAGAUACCUGAACUGCCCAGAGGACUUCCCCUCAAACGGUGGCCCCCAGGAAACAGGGGUGGUCUUUGUGACUUUUAGCAACUCCAAGCCAGCAAAGAAAUGAGCAGGUUUCUUAAGCAAGAGAUCGCUCCCUACAAACCAGGAAGUUUAGCUGGUUGAACCCGGACUGGUUUGAAAAGGACUCACUCAACUCACUUAAACCCGGCAUCUUCAAGAAUAAGCCCUGUCUGGAUUGGGAUGGUGUUAGAUAAAUUUACAGGAUGGUUUUGGGAAAACUUUUAAGCUUGUGUAACAUGUUUGGAAUGGAAGUCCUAGCGUGUGCUUGAGUGGAGGCUCUACGUUCACAUCCGUUUCUUGAAGAACGUCAUCACCGCAAUUUAGACCUGGAUUUCAGCGCAUCUCCCACAGGUGAAAGAAAAAGAGGAAAUGAGAAAUAUAUGGGGUGGUUUCAAGAGCAUUUUAAUCAUUUAAAGACUCCUCGUAAGAAUCAGCUUGCCACCAACAAGCCAAGAUCCAGCCUUCUGGGUCUA